AAUGGUGCGCUGGAGAGCCUGGGGUUCUUAAGACAGGUUCUUAAAAUUUUUAUAUACUUUACAGUGAAUGCAAUGUUGUGUUGAUGUGAUUGGCUGUUGACUAUAGUGAGGAAUGCGCUGUAAGUGUUGUGUGUUUAUUGAAUGAGAAGCUAUACAUACAUACAGUGAGAGAUAGACAGUAAAUGUGUUGUGUGUUGUGUUGUGUUGUGAGAGACACUGAAAGUGCAUUUAGUUUGAAAUCACAAAUAUUCAAGUAUUGACUGAUUUGACGACUUUCGCCACAAAUUGAUUAAUACUGUUGAGUGAAAACACAUAUUAAUAAAAACAAUGCGCUUUAUGUUUACAGCUUAUGACUGCCAAUAAUGAACAGUACGUUAUGUGUACUUAAUGUGAUUAUGUGUGUUGUUGUGUGACAUUUUGGUUUAGUUGUCGACCAAAUCUUGAGUGAUGCCUCACGUAGGCAGCGGUGGAUCCGAUGAUCUGGCCUCUAGUGAUGAGAUAAAAGUGUUUAGCUCUGAGGGCGAAGAGGCCGAUGAUAACCGACAGACCAACGAACACCUCAAUGAUCUCAAGACUAGCCUAAUCACUGAAGGUGAACAACACACAGUUCACCAUGCCAAACAUGGAUCUCUUUCCACAACAAUUACCGGCACACAUGGCGGGUAUCCCACAACCACCGAUGUAUCCGCUCUCAGGUCGCGGGCAUUAUUUCCCCAAUUUUCCGAUUAUCCGGUAUCCAGUAUUUCCCGAUUUUGCACAACAACACCAAUGUUCAUCAUGCCAAACAUGGAUCCCUUUCCACAACCACCACCGGCACAUAUAGGGGGUAUGCCUCGACCACCGAUGUACCCCCUCUCAGGUCACGGACAAUACUCGCAUCCAGUAUUUCCCGAUUUUGCACAACAACUCCAAUGGCAUACUCCAACAAUGUAUCCAAUGACUACCAGUGCAUUUCGUAAUCCUUAUCCGGGUUUACCAUCAGUUCAUACAUCGAGUUUUUCACCGUUUACACGAUCACCACUCAUGACACCACACCCGGGACUGACUGGUCAUCCAGGACUGACACAUCCAGCCCUGUUGGCAGCCAGUGCCGGUGCAAAGCAUCCCGAUUUGGCAGCUGCAGUUGCGGCCGCAUCUGCCGGUAUCGGUAGUCAUCACUCGCAUCCGCAUCUAUGUGUCGAUAGUAACGGUGUAAAUGCGAGCUCCAGUGCAACCAAUUCACGACACUCUUUGCCUCCCUAUUCACACUCAUCUUCACAUUCAGUCGAUCAAAAUUCAUCGCUUAGCCGAUUAAGUAAUGGUAGCUCAACUACAACUACCAGCAGUGAUAGCAACGGUGCCACCAAUGUUCGUAGUCCUCCCAAUUCAACCAAUAGUGCCAACCAUUCGAUAUCAUCCCCCGGAACGCCCGACAGUUAUAACGGGAAACCCAUGAAAUCAAACAAAGAUAAACCACACGUCAAAAAACCGCUCAAUAGUUUUAUGUUAUAUAUGAAAGAAAUGCGACCGAAAGUAGUGGCCGAGUGUACGCUCAAAGAAAGUGCGGCAAUCAAUCAGAUACUCGGACGACGGUGGCACGCAUUGUCUCGUGAAGAGCAGGCAAAAUAUUAUGAUAUGGCAAGAAAGGAAAGGUAUGUCUGGCAGUUACAUAUGCAGUUAUACCCGGGUUGGACGGCUAGAGAUAACUAUGCGUCAAAUGCUAAGAAAAAGAAGAAAAAACGAGACAAAAACAGUGACGGAGAAGGCGGCGCUCUCAAGAAAUGUCGGGCCAGGUUUGGCUUAGAUCAACAAAAUAAUUGGUGCAAACCGUGCAGACGGAAAAAGAAAUGCAUUCGUUAUCUGGACAACGGAGACACUGCCGGUGAAAGUGAAGACAAUAUCGGAAGUGUGGAGAGUAUAGAGGCGCCCACACCCGACUCCAAGAGUGCCAAUGAAAGCGAUGUCGAUAACAUGACGCUAUCAUCGGAGAUGAGUCUAUCGAGUCCACCAGUUGUUCCUAAUAGUGAUUAUGUGUUACCUCAUUCACACCAUAACCUACCACUCAUUCAUCAAAUACACAACGAGAUCAACGCAAGAGUUCAAAUGUCAACGGCGCCCACAAUAACAACACAGUCCUGUCCGCCUCGUAAUAGUCCAUUCAGUAUUGAACAAUUAGCGCGACCUCACUGUCCACAAGUGAGGUCGCCGUCAUCAUUAUCAAUAUCUUCAAUGAAUAAUAGGUCUAAAACUCCAAAUAUGACAACAAGUGAUCCAAUAUCUGUACCACAACUGCCAACUCCACCGUCAUCUGAAUCAUCGACUCCUGCCAUGUUAUCAGUGGCCUAAUGUAAAACUAUUACUACUACUAGCAGUUCAUCCAUUUUCAUCUACAAAAUCAUCUAAACAUUGUGUCAAAAUAAAAUCAUUCAUUAACUCAAAACAAAAAGACAACAAUAAGAGCUUGAAAUUUAUAAGAAAUAUAUCAUUAAUUUUAUGAUUGUUUUUAUCAAAUAUCAUAUAUUUUAGUCUUAAUUAUCUAU
Oppia nitens is the source of this 2519-nucleotide messenger RNA. RefSeq names its product protein pangolin, isoforms A/H/I/S-like. The record is from RefSeq and is a predicted model, not a curated record. Bases 448 to 2325 code for a protein of 625 amino acids. Gene Ontology annotation, cellular component: beta-catenin-TCF complex. Gene Ontology annotation, molecular function: RNA polymerase II cis-regulatory region sequence-specific DNA binding; DNA-binding transcription factor activity, RNA polymerase II-specific. Gene Ontology annotation, biological process: regulation of transcription by RNA polymerase II; canonical Wnt signaling pathway. Lineage: Eukaryota; Metazoa; Arthropoda; Arachnida; Sarcoptiformes; Oppiidae. The transcript is spliced from 8 exons.